AUGGCGCACAAGUCACUCCAGACGAAUUUCGACGUGGACUAUGUUAUCAGCUACCGCAUGCCCCAGGAUGAAGGCAAGGAAGCUGGCAUCACGCAGUUUAGAAAACUCAUUCGAGCACUGGCCGAGACUGGAUUGACUACCGAAGUCCGACGCGGCGAUGAAACAUCCUUACUUGUCUUCGUCAAGGCUGCAGACGAAAAGAUACUUGCCGAAGUGGUCCAUAGGUCGAGGAUCAAAGAUUGGCUGCAUGGGGUACGACAGAUCCAGCCUUCAAACGAUGUUGCCAACAUCCUCACCUCCGAACCCAUGACGGACGCCGAGCGACUUCGACACAUCCACCAAAUGAUAUGUUGUCCUCGGGAAGAAGGUGGCGCUGGUAUAACGACAAAACAUGGAGAAUGGAAGAACGUCGAAGCUGUCUUCCCACUCCACGAUCACGUCAAGAACAAAAAGUGGCUGAGCGAGUUUACACGGAAGACAUUUCUGACUCCGGAUGAUUUGGACGAAAUCAGAAACACUGUUGGCGAGAAGAUUGGCUACUAUUACGCAUUUCUCCAAUCCUACUUCUCCUUCAUGAUCUUCCCUGCCGCUUUCGGCUUCUCUUGCUGGGUUCUCCUGGGCAACUUCUCCCCCAUCUACGCAAUCGUCAAUGGUCUGUGGUGUGUGGUGUUCGUUGAAUACUGGAAACGUCAAGAGCAGGAAUUGGCCAUUCGCUGGAACGUGAAGAACGUUUCGCUUAUCGAGGACAAGAGGAGGGAAUUUGCACCUGAGAAAGUUAUUAGCGAUCCUGUGACGGGUGAACAGGUUUCGUUCUUUCCAGCGAAGAAGAGACUGCAGAGGCAGCUCCUCCAACUACCUUUGGCAGCCAUGUGUGUUGUGGGCCUUGGGGCUAUCAUAUGCACCUGUUACGCCAUUGAGAUCUUCAUCUCAGAGGUGUAUGACGGCCCGCUCAAGUCCGUGCUUGUCUUCCUUCCCACAAUCUUGCUCACUCUGGCUGUUCCCACCAUGAGCAAUUUCCUCACCGGGUUUGCCGAGAAGCUCACGUUCUACGAGAACUACGAAACACAAGACGCUCACGACAAGGCCAUGAUCUCCAAGGUUUUUGUCAUCAACUUCAUUACCUCUUAUACGGCGAUCUUCCUCACGUCUUUUGUCUAUGUCCCCUUCGCCUCGAUCCUGGUGCCUUAUUUGGACGUCUUCAGCAUGACGGUCAGACCUUUUGCCGAGAACGAGAAGCAACUUCAAACACCAUCACCCGCCACAUUCAGCAUCAAUCCCAACCGGUUACGCAACCAGAUGAUCUACUUUGCAGUGACAGCGCAAAUUGUCAAUUUCGCAAUGGAGACGGUCAUGCCAGUCGUCACGCAGCGCGGUACCAAGAAAUUUAGGGAAAUGCAAUCUCAACGUGCAGAGAAGAAUGGUGGUGCUACGCCAUCGGUUGCUGACCACGAUCCGGCCGAAGAGAAGGAAUUUCUUGCUCGAGUGCGUGAGGAGGCUGCUUUGCCCGAGUACGAUGUGACGUCCGAUCUACGUGAGAUGUGUAUCCAGUUUGGCUACCUCUCCUGCUUCAGCGUCAUCUGGCCCCUCACGCCGGUCUCGUAUUUCAUCAACAAUUGGAUCGAGCUCCGUGGGGACACGUUUAAGUUGGCCGUUGAGUGCCGCCGACCCAACCCCGCCCGCGCCGACAGCAUUGGACCGUGGCUGAAUAGUCUCGAAUUCCUCGCUUGGCUAGGCAGCAUCACAUCCGCGGCCUUGGUGUAUAUGUUUUCUGGUAACGACGGGCACGGUCCGGAUGGCAGGCCACACCAGAUCAAGCUUUGGGCGUUGUUGCUUAGCGUUUUCCUAUCGGAACACAUAUUCCUCGUGGUACGUGUGCUGGUACGGACAGCAAUAAGCAAGCUUGAUUCAGCGGCGAUGCGCAAAGAGCGGAGCGAACGGUUCAUGGUGCGCCGCAAAUAUCUGGAGGACGCCGGGCUAGGACAUGCUGUCAAACCACUCGCAUCGCCCCCCAAUAGCCCGCUGAAGACUGAGUCGGGAGAACAAGCCUUUGCAAGCAUCACGAGACAGAGUCUUGAAGAAGACGCACGGAAUCAAAGCACCUCCACCAAGGGUGGCGUGGAAGGCGCGACUGAAAGAUUCUGGCUAAGACAGCGAAGCUGGGCUGAAAGCGAGCGCGUCGGUUUGGGAAUGAUUGAACUCAUGGAGUUAGGGACGAAAAAGGCGAAGAAGGCGCAAUGA
Cladophialophora yegresii CBS 114405 is the source of this 2238-nucleotide messenger RNA. RefSeq lists its product as uncharacterized. The record is from RefSeq and is a predicted model, not a curated record. Gene Ontology annotation, molecular function: chloride channel activity. The coding region runs from base 1 to 2238 and encodes 745 amino acids. Gene Ontology annotation, biological process: chloride transmembrane transport. Gene Ontology annotation, cellular component: cortical endoplasmic reticulum. NCBI's taxonomy places the organism in Eukaryota, Fungi, Ascomycota, Eurotiomycetes, Chaetothyriales, Herpotrichiellaceae. The transcript has 3 exons.